Messenger RNA from Myripristis murdjan (pinecone soldierfish), 5506 nucleotides. RefSeq lists its product as uncharacterized. The record is from RefSeq and is a predicted model, not a curated record. The transcript is spliced from 12 exons. Bases 254 to 3052 code for a protein of 932 amino acids. NCBI's taxonomy places the organism in Eukaryota, Metazoa, Chordata, Actinopteri, Holocentriformes, Holocentridae.
CAUCCCCCUCUGACCGCCCACACGGCUCCGGGGGGGAGAAAGUGCUGCUUUGUCAAUGAAGGACCCAGCGCAGGGAGCGGCGGAGGGCAGAAAACAAACUUUCCACAUUUUAUUCCCGACGACCGUGGCGGAAAAUCCACUCCACUGCCACAUUUCGACAUCACAGCAAGGGACACCUGGCCGACGGUGAUCGAGGAAAUCCAAAGUUGACCCACUUGUCCAGUCUUUUAGUCAUUGGGAGAAGCCGUGAAUCAUGGCAGGCAGUCCGGCCCUCAGCAUCGACGUGACCUUUGUGGUCUGUCUGUCUACACUGCUGGUUUUAGUCAGCGGUGACCCCUGCCUCAUCAUCAGCGAGGUCAACGCGGACAACCCGAAACUGGACACCACUGAGUUUGUAGAGUUGUAUCACACCAGUGGACAACGGGCUUCACUAGACGGCUAUACCCUUGUGUUUUAUAAUGGAAAUGGAAACAUAGCCUACAAGGUGCUGGACCUGAAGGGCUACAGCACCAACGACCAAGGCUUCUUUCUGGUGGGCUCCAUGGAUCUGUUGCCCAAACCGGCCAUCCUCCUCCCACCCAACACCGUCCAGAACGGCCCGGACGCCAUCGCCCUCUACCACACAUCUGCUGCACGUUAUGGGGAGAAGAUGAACGCCACAGCCAUCGGACUGGUGGACGCUGUUGUGUACAUGACACGGCGGUCUGGGGGCGCUGAGGUCCUCGCUGAAACCCUGACUCCUGGGGAACCGGCCUUUGUCGAGGAUGAGGGUGUCCACGAGGGGGACGAGUCCAUUGAGAGGUGCCUGCUGUCAGAUGAUCGCUGGGGCUUUCAAGUGGCCUUGCCCUCCCCGGGCCAGCGGAACAACUGCACCCCUCCAGCCUCUCCGGCCACUGUCCCGCUGAUCAGCGAGCUGAGGCUGGGAGGGGGGCAGGUGGAUGGGUUUGUGGAGCUGACAGAGGCUCCUAGUGCGGGCCCUCUGGUGCUGGUGGUGGUGGAUGGGAAAACAGACAGGGUCAGUGUGAGUGUGGAUGUGGACACCUCCAGGACUGGUAUGAUCUCCAUCACCAUCGAGAAGAACUACAUGAAAGGAGACGAGUCUGGAGCUGUGGCAGUGUACAGCGGUAGAGCUGCAGACUUCCCAGUGGGCAGUCCCCUGAGUCAGACGCAGCCUCUAGAUGCGUUUGUGUUUGCCGGGCCAGGGAAUAAACCCAGUGCCAACCUCACAGAGACACUCAUCCCAGGCAGACAGCCCUACCAGCUCAGCGCCAGUUUGAAAGAGGGAGGCUUCUAUCUCAGUCGCUGUGGUGUGGCCACCUGGGCCAGAGAUCCUGGUGUCUUCUGGGAGGCACCACAAACUCCAGGGCAACCCAACCAGUGCCCUUGGCCCAAGAUUUGCCCUUACAGUAUUGUGAAUCCAGGAGGUACAGAUGCGCCGCCUCACCUCCCGCCCUGGGGUCGCAGCGACUUCUUGAUCAAUGAGCUGAACACCGACACACCUGGCGCGGCUGAGGACGGUGAGUACAUUGAGCUGUGGCACCCGUCAGGCCGCCGUGUCUCCUUGCAGGGUGUCUGGCUGCUGCUGUUCAGUGGCCACAACAACAAACCCUACCGUGAGAUCAGCCUCAGUGGACACUUCACCACCUCUAAGGGCUACUUCCUGCUGGGCAGUGACAGGUUGGUUCCCGCCCCGUCACUCCGGCUGCCCCCCAACACCAUCCAAAAUGGACCAGAUGCAGUGGCGCUCUACCGCAGCCCAUUUGGGGCACCCACAGCUCUACAGACGGGGAUCCCCACCCGUGGCCUGCUCGAUGCCGUGGUGUACCGGCAGAGAGGCUCAGAUAAAGAGGCUCAGGAGCUGAGUGACGCCCUGACGCCGGGACAGCUGCCCCUGCUGGAGGAUCCAGACGCUCUGCCAGGCGACGAGGCCCUUAGCCGCUGUGGAGGCCUGUACCCUGCUGACCUGUCUGCUUUUGCUGUGGCUCCGCCCACACCGCUAAGGGAGAACACCUGCCCUCGUCCAGCUCCAGCUCCUGCGGGUGUUGUCAUCAGUGAGGUGGCUAGUGGCCACUGGACCAAUCACAGCCAGCAGUUGGCCUUUGUGGAGGUGGUAGGACCGCCCAUGACAGCCCUGCGGGGCCUGGUGCUGACUGUGUUCGACCAGGAGCGCAGUGGGACCACCAUUGCCCUCCCGCUGACUGGAUCCACUGACCAGAACGGCUUCUACAUCAUUGGAAAUGUUACUGGCGCAGAUCAGGCUUUCCCCGAGGGCUCCACAGUUCCAGUGCGGGGAGCAGUCGCCCUGUGCUAUGACUUAUUCAGUGUGUGCAGAGCUGGCACAAGCCUGACUAACUCGAGUCUCAGAGAUACACUUGUAUUCAGUGAGAACCAGCGGCUGCUCUCCUCUCUCUCCGCCACUAGGGGGACACAAGUGAUUCCUGCUCUCAGGUCAGUGGAGGACGGUCCUGUUUCCCUGAGCCGCUGUUCAUGCUGUGAAGUGAGAAGCCCCUCUUCCUGGACGAGCUCCUCUCCCACGCCUCACAGCACCAACCUCUGCCCGAGCUCCGCCUUCUCAAGCCACAUUGACCUGUGCCUGGGACCUCUGUCCAGUGAUUGGCAGGAGCACUCAGGAAAUUGCAGCGGUCUGAUCCAGGGCAGGAGGGUCAUGGAGGUGGCAGACUACCUGGAACAGAGGUGUCACUGUGGCAUCUCUGCCUUGUACCUGCAGGGGGCCAACUUUUCCUGUGUGUCCGGGUGGCUGCGAGUGUGGGGGAACAUCCAGGCGCUGUCUGACCAUCAGAGGGCCCUCAUCCUCCAGACAUCCCACAUGCAUCCGUCCCCUGUCCAGGGAGACAUCUGCUCUGCUGCCACCACCGACCGGCACAUCAGCACAGUGUCUGCCUUGGGUUUGCAGAUCGGGCUGGUAGCAGGUGUGCUCCUGCUGCUGGGACUGGCAGCUGCUGCUUUUACAUAUUUUUAUAAGAAAAGGCGUCCUCUGGAUUAUUACUCGAUGGAACUAAGUGAACAUGCAGAGGGACUCUCAGAUCUAUAAUCCAGGCCUUGAGUCAGCGUGUUUGUGUCUGUAAGUGCUUGUGUGUGUGGGAGGACUUAAGUAGAGUGUGAGAGACAGGGAUAAUUAUGGUUAAUUUUAAAAUGAGUGUGUGGUUGUUUUAAAUUGAGAGUCCCUACCAGGACUUUGUCUCCGUGGGAUAACACUGUUCGAAGUGAGCUGUCUGCACUAUAAGACGUUUGAUGCUUCAUGGCACCUAGGACACCUCCAACAUCUCAAACGCCGAUUCAGGCAGCGCACAUGGGGAUUGCAGGGAAAAGCGAAAAGUGAGCCCAGGUCAGUGUAUAACCUGUGCCCCUAUGGUGUUGAUUACUUCAAAUGCUACUAAAAGCAGCAGGAAUAUGUAAGGGAUGGUCUUUAAUACUCCAGAAGUAAAGUCUUCAUAGGACUUUUGUUUUGUUUGUUUGUUUUGAAGCAAAAAUAGCAUUUUAUUGACAUCAUGUUUGUGUUACUGUGGUGAAAACUUUUAAAAUCAAAAUGGCGUUACUGUGCUUUCGAUUCAUGCAGGAAUUUCCGUCCAAUUAAGUGAUAUUACCUACAUCAAGCUCUCCAUUGGGAUUGCACUGUCUUUUAACAAUAGCCUAUGUAACCAAGGUACUAUAUGUUUCAGCUUGUGUUUAUUCUUAAGACUAGCUGGCUUCCUGCCUCUUUUUCCUGCUGUUCUGCUCUGUGUAAUAGUGCAAGUCCACUUUAGACUAUAUUCACUGAAAGCGCUCGACUGUCUUUUUAAAUGUGAAUGUGUGUAGAUAACCUGUGAUGAGUGCUUGUAACCACUUUUGUAUGCUUACUAAAGCAAACUGUUUACAUUUUCGUGACUGAACAUUAGAAAGGAAUGUGAGAGACUGCUGUCCAGGACAAACCAGUUUUGUGAUAUGAAAGGCAGAGUGAUUCUCUUCAGAAAAAAGAGAUUGAUCAGUUCAGUGCUAAGAGAAAUCAAUACUAUUAUAUGUUGUUCCACUUGUGUUCUUAGUGGCUCGCAGACCUCUUCUGUGCCUUUACUCGUUUGUUGUUUUGGUCAGCCGAUGCCUCGUGAAUGCACAGCCAUUUCUGAUGCAGCCAUAACUGUAAAUAGAAUGAGCGUGAUGUUGGCUUUCUCAGGGGGGGACCUUUGAUGCAUUUACCACCAGUCUGUUGAAGUGGAGAGCUAAUGGCAGACAUACAGAAACUAGUGACGUUCAAAAUCAGAGCGAAAUGAGACUAAUUUUCCAUUCAUUUAUUUUGACUCCACAUUUUAAUAGUUUUAAAAAAACUGUGUUUGAGUUUAUAAAACCUCAAUUAAGCUGAAAUGAAGUGCCAUAAAAGAAGUUAAUAUGCAACGAUAUGCUUCACUUUUAUUAAUAGUGCUCCCUUAUAUUGUACUGUACGUCACAUCGGCUAAGCUAGACAGAAUUUCAUUUGCUUCUGUUUUUUAUUACUUAGGCAAGGUAAAUUCCUAAUGACAAAUCUUAAUGAUAUUUCUUGAUGUAACAGUCUGUAUAUACCGUGCAAAUUUCUCACAUCUUAAAUGAAAGAUUCCUUUUUCCAUUGAUUUUUGCCACUUUCAAACAAAUGCAAUCAGUGUAUCAAAAUGUAAAACUAUCAGAAAAGUCUUCAAAGGUUUGCCAGCCACUGGACAUGAAGUAAAAUUUUUGUGAAAUGUUUUUAUAAGGUUGUAUUUUUAGCUUUCAAAUUGAGCACAUAAAAUCAUGUCUUACUUAUGAAGUGUUUAUAAUUUUAAUCAACUUUAUUUUGUGGGACACUGGGAUAAUGGUAGAAAGACCGCACAAACCCACACACUUCCAGGCACCAGAGAAGCACCCUUUUCUUAAAGUCAUAAAAACUAGGCCUAUUUAGUCUUUAAUUCGCCAUCACAAAUCUUCCAUAUAUAAAGUGCACAGUGGAGAAGUGUUAUACAAACUUGUGUCUAACAUUAAAAUUACAUUUUCUCAGUGACACCAUGUAACCAGCACAUUUACCUCAAUAAAUAGGAAAUGUCAAUUGGCGUUACUAACAUGGACCACCAACAUCAGUCCUAGGAUGUGCCAAAUAUGUUUUUUUGUUUGUUUGUUUGUUUGUUUUGUUUUGUUUUGUUGUUUUUUGUUUUGUUUGUUUUUUUUAGAGCUUGUCAGUUUUCGGGGAUUAAGUCUGUGUAUAAAGAGUUGAUGGCCAACACAGAGCAGUUGCAUGCAUGUCAGAAACCCUUGGAACAAAAGUUCUUCAUACCUUGGGGAUAUCGCAAUAUAGACAACAGUCCCAGUAUCAAUACUGUUUACUUCCCAGUAUUGGCAAUAUAUUGUAAUGGUUAGAGUUUAAUUUAUCAGCAAAAAAACAUGACAUUCCCAGGGCAUGAAUAUAGACUUUUCUUUCCAUUGUUUUCUUUCCAAACUCUUUCAGUGUUUUCUUUCCAGUUUUUUUCCACAUGUACCAAGUUUGAAAUAAAGUACUUUUACAGAUGUG